UUCUUUUAAAAGUAUUUGAGAAAAGAAGCAGGUGGUGUGGGUGGAAAGACAGAUAAUGCCGAAGCUUGAUAGGUUGUUGAAUGCUUUAUUUUUGGCUUACAUAUUCAAGAUGAGCUAACAAUGCACAUUCUUAAAAGGUUUUGAGCAUCAAAUCAGAUAAGAAAGUAAAAUAAUCAAAGCUGCAGAUAAGGCAAACCUACUUGAAUGAUGCAACUGCUUUGCUUUCUAUUUGGUAAUGCGCUUGCCUCUUUCACAUUAAUUUGUUGUUCGUCUAAUUCUCUUUUGAUCAUGCACAAAGGUAACGAGCUAGUAGGGACACCAAAUAUGCAAAUGUGAUUGUCAAAUUCAUCCUACCUGAAGUAGCCAUCGCCCCCGUUGGUGUGGCCUGUUAAGAACCCUAAGUUCACUAUCUUCUGCUGAAGAGACUGAAACCUCCUCACGUUACUCAUCAGACAGUAGACAGACAAACAGACAUGGCUGAUUGGGGACCGGUGUUAAUAGCAGUGGUGUUGUUUGUGCUGUUGACUCCUGGACUUCUGUUCCAACUUCCAGGAAGCAGCAGGUCAAUAGAGUUUGCCAAUUUCCAGACAAGUGUAAUCUCCAUCUUCAUCCAUACUCUUCUCUACUUUGCAUUAAUUACUAUGUUCCUUAUUGCCAUUGGAGUCCACAUUUACUUCGACUAAUAUACUCCAUCAACAGAUCCAUCUUCUCCUAAAGGCAAGUUUCACUUCAUUUGUUAGUUCUAUCCAGAUGUACCUAUACUUGUGAGUAACUCCUAUGAUUUAGUACAUCACAAGUAACAAGCAUGAGAAAGCAUAAGAGGUGCUGAUAUCAAGCCAAACACUUGAUGAACUUCAUUACAAAAUCAUCAUCAGCAAGAGUUCUCAGCUGCACCCAGGGGAGGAGGCAGAAGCCGAGCUACAGGGUCGGCCGAAACCAGUAGCUUUUGUUCAAACAAUGUAUUUGUAUUGAAAAUUUUAUAAAACAUAUAAUACAAAUAUUAAAUUUA
Nicotiana attenuata is the source of this 1009-nucleotide messenger RNA. RefSeq lists its product as uncharacterized. The record is from RefSeq and is a predicted model, not a curated record. NCBI's taxonomy places the organism in Eukaryota, Viridiplantae, Streptophyta, Magnoliopsida, Solanales, Solanaceae. The coding region runs from base 474 to 683 and encodes 69 amino acids. The transcript has 2 exons.